Oncorhynchus tshawytscha (Chinook salmon) is the source of this 4075-nucleotide messenger RNA. RefSeq lists its product as uncharacterized. NCBI's taxonomy places the organism in Eukaryota, Metazoa, Chordata, Actinopteri, Salmoniformes, Salmonidae. Bases 3368 to 4075 code for a protein of 235 amino acids. The record is from RefSeq and is a predicted model, not a curated record. The transcript is spliced from 7 exons.
CUCAAAUUGCUCCUUUUGUAAUGACCACCCAGAAACAGUUGUGCAUCUUUUUUGGCAUUGUAUGCAUGUAAGAAAACUGUGGCAAGACAGCCAAAGAGCUAAUGCAAUUAAAGAACCAUAGAGAAAAGGAGAUGAUGAGCAAGCUUGACAGUUUUCUAAAGAAAGAUAAUCUAUCCGAAGAAGAGGAGUCUGCGUUCAGGUCUUUACAACUAGAAUUAGAACAGACUUACACGGAUCUGGCAAAGGGCGCCUUUGUAAGGUCAAGAGCCAAAUGGAUUGAAGAGGGGGAAAAAAACACUAGUUACUUUUUUGCACUUGAAAAGAGAAACAACAAAAGAAAAUCUAUAACUGCACUCAAAAUGUACAAUGUUUUAUGCAAAGAUCCCAUUACAAUAUCAUCAUUUGUCAAUUCCUUUUAUGAAAACCUUUACAACUCUCAAUUUCAGGAAGAUGGUUGUGAAAGUUACAUUUGCCACAUUCCGAAUUGUGUCCCUGUAAUUGAGGAUAAUUUCCACUCAGUUUGCGAUUCACCUGUGUCAAUUGGAGAAAUUAGAGAGGCUCUGAAUUCAAUGAAAAAAGGGAAAUCACCUGGCCCUGAUGGCCUGUCAGUUGAAUUCUAUAGACAGUUUUGGGAGUUACUAGAAGACCCGAUUUUCAAUAUGUUUCAAGAUUGCAUUAAAAAAGGGGAAAUGGUCUCCACUAUGAAACAGGGCCUUAUUUCACUGAUUCCGAAGCCUGAUAAAGACCCUUCUCUCAUUGACAAUUGGAGACCAAUUACUUUAUUAAAUACUGAUUACAAAUUGAUUGCUCUGCUUUAUGCCAAAAGAUUAAAGAAAGGAAUAGAUACCAUUAUAAAUAAGACUCAAACAGGAUUUAUGAAGGGCCGUCACAAGCUCUAACAUUCGUUUAGUCUUGGACCUUAUAGAUUAUUCAGAUGCAAUUGACUCAGAUGCGGUUGUCCUAUUUCUGGACUUCUGUAAAGCCUUUGACACAAUUGAACAUGAAUUUCUCUUUAGGUCUCUUAAACUUUUUGGAUUUGGUGAACAUUUUAUUAAAGUAAUUUGCAUGUUUUACAAAUAUAUAAAUAGUUCUGUGCUACUAAACCUUAAUACUUCCAAAAGAUUUAGUAUCAACAGAAGUGUUCGACAGGGAUGCCCAAUUUCGCCAUUUUUAUUCAUUUUGGUUGUGGAACUUCUAUCUCUAGAUAUUCUGAAUGAUGCAAAUUUGUAUGGCUUAACCAUUUUUAACAAAGAAAUCAAAAUUUCCCAACUGGCUGAUGAUACCACUCUUUUCUUAAGAGACAAAGACCAGGUCGCACAUGCCCUUAAUGCUGUAACUGCAUUUUCUAUUGCAUCAGGAUUAAAACUGAACGUUUCUAAAUGUGAAAUUGUAUGUUUAUUUGACUCUGAUGAUAAAGAAAUUGAAAAUAUUCCUGUAAAGGACUGUGUUAAAUAUUUAGGAAUACAUCUGUCAAAAAACCACUUAGUCAGACAACAUUUGAAUUUCUCUCCUAAAAUGAAGAGAACUAAAAAUAUAUUUAAUAAUUGGCUACAAAGAGAUCUUUCUAUACUUGGGAGAGUACUUCUGUCCAAGGCAGAGGGACUGUCUCGUUUUGUGUACCCCUCAUUAUCGUUAUGUGUAAAUCCAGCUACUUGUAAAGAGAUCAAGAAGACCUUUCUUGACUUCAUCUGGAAAAAUAAGCCUCACAAACUAAAAAAAAAGAGGUCCUUUCUAACCAAAGAGCUGAAGGCGGUCUAGAAGUGUUGGACUUUGUUGACAUAAAUAACACUUAAGAUAAACUAGUUGAAAAAAUGUUUGCUCGAUACUGAUUCAAUAUGGUAUUUCAUUCCAAAUAAUGUGUUUAAUAAAUUGGGAGGUCUUCAAUUUUUACUGAAAUGUAAUUACAUUCCUGAAAGAUUACCUGCUAAAUUGGCUAGGUUUCACCAACACGCUUUACUGGCCUGGAAAAUAUGUUUCCUGCACAAUUUUUCCCCUCAUAAAGCUCUUUUGUGGAAUAAUUCAGACAUAACUGUAAGGAAUAAGUCAUUGUUCUACCCCAGCUGGCAUGAGAGGAAUAUUGACUUUGUCCUUGAUAUUUUCGACAACAAGGGUAAAAUUCUCACAUAUGAACAAUUUAUAACAUUGAAAGAGUUUCCAAUACCUUUCAGAGAGUUUAUUUCUGUGAUCAAAGCCGUUCCCAGUGGUCUAACUACACUUAUGAAAAGUCAUCUUAAUUUUGGGAAUGAUCACAAAGUUUAUCCAGAAUUCAGAUUGGAAGGCGUGGGCUUACUUGAGAAAUCUUGUUGUAAUAAAUAUAUAAGACAAAUUCUUCAUUCACAAAACCAACUUACACCGAGAGGAAAGUAUUUCUGGAACAUGCUUAUUCCUGACAUUGUCUGGAAAAAUGCAUGGUUAAGACCCUGCAAAUACUGUAUACCAAACAAAGUUAAGGAUGUGCACUUCAACAUUUUGCAUAAGAUAUAUCCAUGUAAUUCUAUGAUGUCCAAAUUUGUGGCUAUUGAUGAUAUCUGCGUUUUCUGUGAAAAAAGGUGAGAAUCUGUCUCACUUGUUCUUUGAAUGUAAAUUUGUGUCCGAAUUUUGGGAAAACCUUGCAAAGUACUUAUUUACCAUUAUGAACACUGCCUAUAAUUUUAACAGAAAAUAUAUAAUGUUACUUAUUGCAAUGAUAACAAAACGACUGAAAUGAUUGUAAAAAAAUGUAUUCUUGUUGCCAAACACUUUAUACACAAACAAAAAUUCUACACCAAAAUGACCAAUUUUUCUGAUUGAAUUUAAUUAUCUUAUUAAAACACUAACCCUAGUGAAUAACAAAAAGAAUAACAUCUUCAUGAAUCAUUAUAACAAGAUAUUUUCGGAGUGAAUAUAAUUGCACUUAAAUGGUUUCUUUUUUGUAUUUUAUUUAUAUUUUUUGUAUGUUUGAGCAUUGUUAAUACCUGUGUUUGGUUUGCUAGACAUGUUUGAUGUAGCAAUGUAAGUUGACUUUUGUAUUAUGAAAAACAAAAAACAAAACCUGUUCAGCUUUGAUAUCAACAGUACAAUCUCUUUCUUCAAUCAGCUUGUUUCAGCUAAUCUUUUGCCGCAUAGUCUGCCCUAGCUGACGCUGUGCAGAGAAUACUACGAUUGGAAACGGUUGGUUAGACCCGUUCGCACUGCACAAGGUGAUUUGGAGAUUAGAAUGUCUGGUAGGCUCUUACAUUCUUUGGGGAGGUCCCAAAUGGCACCCUGUAGUGUAGUACUUUUGACCUGUGCCCAAUGGGCUCAGAUCAAAAUAAGUGCACAAGUCAAAGUAAGUGCGCUAUAUAGGGAAUGGCGUGCCAUUUGUCUGUGUGUGUGUGUGUGUUAGGAUAUGUUUUUUGCCAAUCAAUUGAUGAAAAUGUAUCCCUCAGAAAACAAGAUGUAUCGUAGUGAUGAGAGAAUCAAAAGAGCUUUAAGGCGCCGCCCUUAUGUGUUGAAUCCAGUGAGGGUGAACUCCCCUGAUUCUGUGAUGUGGCCAACCGGUAAGGUGCACAGAAGACCAAGGCCUUCUACUUCAGCGCAGACCCCUCAGAUCCACAAAAGGCCUCCAAUCAUUGAGAACUGUGGGCAGGAACAGACAUCUGGGGAUGGACGGGACAUGAAUCCAGAGUGUCUCAGCCAGUCUGGAAGGGUGACUCGGCUGAUGGAGAGAAAUUAUGAUGGGGUGAUCUCAUCCUCCAACUCUGAUGACAUCUCUAUCUACUCCUUCACUGACUGUGAAUCUGAGUCUGAUGAGGAUCAUGAAAGGAGGACACCACCGCUGAUAGUGAAGGAUAAGGAGGAUGGAAAGGUGACAAAGUUUGAAGUGAGGGAAAUGGUAGAGGACGACAAUCUGUCUCUCCACUCCUUGGAUGAUUCAGACUUUCUGAUUAUUGUGGCCAAGCCCAACAUCCUUCUCCCUCCCUCUGUGAGUGCCCUGAAGAAGGCAUCACGCCUGAUGGAGUUGGUCCCUACUGUCCGGCCCUGCAGGGAGCAGCUGGACAAGAAGACCACAUAUUUAGUCUUCUAUCAAAUUAUAGACAAGUUGACUAACAAAUAG